Molecule: messenger RNA, 2310 nt
Organism: Colletotrichum godetiae
Lineage: Eukaryota; Fungi; Ascomycota; Sordariomycetes; Glomerellales; Glomerellaceae
Exons: 2
Coding region: 1-2310 (769 amino acids)
Biological process (GO): transmembrane transport; fungal-type cell wall biogenesis
Cellular component (GO): membrane
Source: RefSeq, a predicted model, not a curated record
AUGAGGUUGUCAUUCGCUAAGCCGUUGCUUCUGCUCGGCACCCUGGCCACCUACCUCACGACGCCAGUCCUCGCUGCCGAGCAGUUGCUCCAGUCAAACUCCCUCAACACCUGCCAGGAUGAUUCCAGCUUCACAGCCAGUCUGUUCAACGUCGUCUUCACCCCCGGUAAUGGAAGUGCCGCCAUCAAUAUUGUCGCCGUCUCCUCUGUUCAGGGCAGCAUCGUCUUUGAUGUCUCCAUUUCGGCUUACGGUUACGAGUUCUUGAGGCGCACUGUUGAUCCCUGCAGCAUCAACCUCGCUGGUCUGUGCCCCAUGACUGCCGGAAAGAUCACCAUGAACUUCAACCUGCCUGUCGGCGAGGAUGCCGUUGGCCAGAUUCCCGGUAUUGCCUACAACAUUCCCGAUCUCGACGCUACUGUUCGUGUCUUCGUCAACUUGACCGAUACCUCCACCAGUGUGGCUUGCGUUGAGGCUGAUAUUUCCAACGGAAAGACGGUUGACUUGAUUGGUGUCAAGUGGGCUACCGCCAUCAUCGCCGGCUUGGGACUGAUCUCUUCCGCCGUUAUUUCUGGUCUCGGCCACACCAACACCGCCGCCCACGUUGCUGCCAACACGCUAUCGCUUUUCGGCUACUUCCAGUCUCAGGCUAUCGUUGGUCUCACUGGUGUUCACCUGCCUCCCAUUGUCCAGUCAUGGACUCAGGACUUCGUUUGGUCUAUGGGUAUCAUCCGCGUCCAGUUCAUGCAGGAUAUAUUCACCUGGUACCAGCGGGCAACUGGUGGAACUCCCUCGACUCUUCUCAACUCGCUGACGACCACUUCCGUCCAAGUCGAGAAACGUUCCAUGGAUUGGGCCCUCUCUGCUGCCCGAAUGGCCAAGCGUGGCAUCUCUUCCGUUCCCUCCAUCAUCGCUAAGAGAGCUAACAUUCAGCUUUCCUCUGGCAGCUACAUUGUCUUCGGAAUCCAGCGAGUUGCCUUCAGAGCCAAGAUUGAGUCGACCAACCUCUUCAUGACUGGUCUGUCCUUCUUCUGUGUCUUCGUCAUCUUCACCGUGCUUGGCGUCGCCGCCUUCAAGGGAUUCUGCGAGCUGGCUGUCCGACAGAAGUGGAUGAAGAGCGAGAAGUUCCUCGAGUUCCGCAACGGCUGGUUCACCGUCCUGAAGGGAAUUCUUUUCCGCAUGACGUUGAUCGGCUUCCCCCAAAUGACGAUUCUCUGCCUCUGGGAGUUCACCCAGGCCGACUCCGCGGCCGAGGUUGUUCUCGCCGUCUUCUUCUUCUGCGGUAUGGCCCUCACCCUUGGAUGGGCUUCCUUCAAGGUUAUCAGAAUCGCGCGUCGCUCCGUGGCCAUGCACCGCAACCCGGCCUACAUCCUCUUCUCGGACCCGCAGGCCCUCAACAAGUGGGGUUUCCUCUACGUUCAGUUCCGCGCUUCGGCAUACUACUUUAUCGUCCCUACGCUCGGCUACACUGUUGUAAAGGGAAUGUUCGUCGCCUUCGCCCAACGUAACGGAACCAUUCAGGCCAUUGCCUUUGUCAUUAUUGAGGCUGCUGCGCUCAUCGCUGCCAGUGUUUUGCGCCCUUGGAUGGAUAAGAGCACCAACUCGUUCAACAUUGCCAUCUGCGUCAUGAACUUCCUCAACGCCGUUUUCUUGCUCAUCUUCUCGGACGUGUUCGGUGCCCCAGCUCUGGUAAACGGCAUCGUCGGUGUGGUUCUGUUCAUCGCCAACGCGGCCUUCGCUCUGAUUCUCCUGCUGCUUGUUAUUGUCAGCAGCACGUUGAUCUACUUCCGCAAGAACCCUGAUGCGCGCUACCAGUUCAUGGCCGAUGACCGAGCUUCGUUCAUGAAGUCCCAGACCCAGCUCAACACCACCACCGAGUUGGAUGCCCUCGCUGCGACUGCCCGAGGUGACAAGGCCCACUACAACAAGGGACUCGACCUCGAUGACGACAAUGACUCCAUCUCAUCUGAGUCCAUGCGCCGCCGGGCGGAUCCCUCUGGCGUUGCCCUGCCGCCGUCGACUGCCCAGUCAGCUGCGCCUUCUCAACACUCUAUGCAGCGCCCUGGAGGUCAACAACAUGGCCAGGGACCGCACUCGCCAGUGGACCCUUCAGUGCCUCUCUUCCCGGCAGACAACCGCAACCCCUAUGGACAAGGGCCGACUCGAACACCAAGCCCCUACAACGGCUCUGCAUCAACACUUGGUGCCAAUAAUCACAACCAGUACCGCAAUCAGAACAAUGCCAGCCCUGCGCAGUACCGCAACCAGAACAACGCUAGCCCUUGGCAGCGUGGUGCCGGAUAUGAGCACUAG